Messenger RNA from Musca vetustissima, 456 nucleotides. RefSeq names its product putative odorant-binding protein A10 (gene a10). The transcript is spliced from 2 exons. The coding region runs from base 1 to 456 and encodes 151 amino acids. The record is from RefSeq and is a predicted model, not a curated record. NCBI's taxonomy places the organism in Eukaryota, Metazoa, Arthropoda, Insecta, Diptera, Muscidae.
AUGAAAUUCCUAAUCAUAUUUGCGUGUGUGCUAAGUUAUUUGAGCUUCUGUAUGGCUGUACCUCAUCCUCCGGCAACGACUGCAGCACCCAUCAAAGGUACAUAUGACAGUCGUUUCGAUAAUAUCGAUGUGGAUGAGAUACUACAACAGGAACGUCUAUUGAAGAAUUAUGUCAAGUGUUUGGAGGGAACGGGUCCUUGCACUCCCGAUGGCAAGGCCUUGAAAGAGACUCUACCCGACGCUAUAGCGACCAAUUGCGUCAAAUGUACGCCCAAACAGAAGGAGGGUUCGGACAAGGUGACACAUUUUCUUAUCGACAAUCGUCGCGAGGAUUGGGAACGUUUGGAGAAAAUUUACGAUCCCGAGGGUACCUAUCGCAAGGCAUAUCUGGCGGAAAAGGAGACUUCUACAACUACGAAUACUAAAAACGAUGAUGAUGGAGGUAGCAAUAAAUGA